Molecule: messenger RNA, 1098 nt
Organism: Cygnus atratus (black swan)
Lineage: Eukaryota; Metazoa; Chordata; Aves; Anseriformes; Anatidae
Gene: YRDC
Product: yrdC N6-threonylcarbamoyltransferase domain containing
Exons: 6
Coding region: 30-803 (257 amino acids)
Biological process (GO): regulation of translational fidelity
Cellular component (GO): cytoplasm
Molecular function (GO): tRNA binding; double-stranded RNA binding; nucleotidyltransferase activity
Source: RefSeq, a predicted model, not a curated record
UUCCGGUCGGAAGCGGAAGAGGCGCUGGGAUGCUGAGGGCUCUGGCUGGGAUGGGGAGGGGCGGGGAGGGGGCACCGGCACCGGGACCGGGACCGGGACCGGGCCGCUCCUGCAGCAGCCCCUUGGUGCUCCCCGGUGCCGCCGCCGCCCCGUCGAGCCCCCGAGGCUGGGCGGAGGCGCUGGCGGCCGCCGCCGGUGCCCUGCAGGCGGGCGGGCUGGUGGCGGUGCCCACCGACACGGUGUACGGCGUGGCCUGCCUGGCUCAGGACCCCCGCGCCGUGCGGAGCAUCUACGGCCUGAAGGGGCGCAACGGGAGGAAGCCGCUGGCCAUCUGCCUCGGGGACGUGGAGCACAUCUACCGGUACUGCCACGUGAACGUGCCAGACGAGCUGUUACGGGACCUGCUCCCCGGACCUGUAACCCUGGUCUUGAAGCGGUCGGAAGAGCUCAACAAGGACUUGAAUCCCUUCACGUCGCUGGUUGGUGUUCGCAUUCCAAACCACCCUUUUAUUAGGGAGCUGGCACGAGCUUGCUCUGGACCCCUGGCUUUAACGAGCGCUAACAUCAGCAGUCAGGCGAGCACGCUGACGGUUUCGGAAUUCCAAGACCUUUGGCCUCAGUUGUCCUUAGUCAUUGAUGGAGGCCCCAUAGGGGAUGUCCAGAGCCCAGAGUGCCGUUUGGGGUCAACCGUGGUCGACUUAUCUGUGUCGGGGAAGUACACCGUCAUUCGACCUGGCUGUGCGCUGCAAUCUACCGUUGAAAUCCUGAGGCAGAAGUAUGGCUUGGUACCGGAGUCAUCCUAAGACUUCAGACUCUGAGGAGGCUCUGCAGAGCUGGUGAAGCUGGGCACCGUGUGCCUGUGCGUGCAGGAACUGGCGUUUAAUGGCCUUGUUUAAUGAGGUCGAUGGGUUAUGGCAGGUUAAUAAACAAGGGGUAAUGAGAGCGACAGUUGAUGGGGAUCUGUUAAUUACUGUUACAUCUGCUGAAGCCUGAGAAACCAACGCAGGUAUUUAUGCUGAUCUCUUUGCGCUGCUGUACCAUUCCCCCGAACCUGUCUGUUUUAUUUACCUCAUCUGAAAUAAAAUAAUUUGGACGUUG